This is a messenger RNA of Xyrichtys novacula (pearly razorfish), 3327 nucleotides long. The record is from the annotation of a GenBank genome assembly. NCBI's taxonomy places the organism in Eukaryota, Metazoa, Chordata, Actinopteri, Labriformes, Labridae.
AUGUUCAAUGACAGCUGUGACCUCCCCCUGGACACAGACACUCUCGGGCUGACCUGUAUCUACAGCCUGAUCUUUUCUUUAGGUCUUCCUAGCAACUUGUUAUCACUCUGGGGACUGUACCACCUGGGUCGUUCAGGUGGGGGAGGUUGCCAGCUGGUCUACAUCCUCAACCUGCUCCUCUCAGACCUGCUCCAGCUGCUUACACUGCCGCUGUGGAUCCUUUAUCUCCGAGGCGGACACCGCUGGCCUUACGGACAGCUCACCUGUGAGCUUGUGGGUUACGUGUUUUAUGUGAACAUCUAUGCCAGUGUCAUGUUCCUGUGUCUGAUAGCAUUAGAUCGAUGCCUCGCCAUUGUGUACCCAUUGAGCAGCCGCAGGGUGCGGUCUGUCAGGGUGGCAGCGGUGUCUGGUGUGGCAGUUUGGACCCUCACCUUCCUGUUCUGCCUAUGUGGGCUACUACCGACAGUUUUUGAUCCUGACAGACUGCUGUGUCUGGAACAGUACCCUGUCAGCCCUUCUUAUGCUCGCUUCAAGAUCACUACAGUGGCCCUUGGGUUUCUGCUGCCCUGCACCAUACUAGGGUGAGUAAACCUGCUUGAUAUUACCAUUGGUGUAUGUUUAAUGGGAUAUUUCACUGUUUUGACAAAACUGUUGAAUUUUGUCAACACUAGUGUGAUAUCGGUGUAAUAUACUGAUCGGUACUGGCUUUUGAAAAACUGAUAUUGGUUGACCACCAGCUUAGUCUUAUUUAAUAUAGUGUGUUGUAAUAUGGUGGACUUAGCCCAUGGACCAUGGUUUGUGUCAUCAUGUAGUAAAAAUAACAAUGAGACCGAUGUUGAAGAUCACUUCAAGUCUGUAUUUCUGGUUUUCCAAUUUAACUCCAAAAUGUGGAAGAAAGUCACUCACAAACUACAGCUGGUUGGCGUUCGCUGCAGACUGAAGCCUUAUAUGAACUGCUGGUGUAUUUUGAUUCCAAAAGAUCCAGAUUUUCUGUUGUGACCAAGUCUCACUUGAGACAGCAAGUACUUUUCUCGGCUCAUAGUUUACACACCUGUACCACCAGGUUUCUUGGGCUUUCUCCUGCUUUCCAAUUCAGAGAGAAGUUUCUCUACUUUCUUAAUCAGUGACUUUCCCUCCGUAAACUUCAGUCCAUGAACUUCUGCACAAUAAUCGGCACUGACAGAAUUACUGAAUUUUGAGUUUGGUCGCUUUUCUGUCUCUUUGAAACCUGCUGACUAAAUAGCUGAUCAGUGCACUGCAUGCAGAGAGGCAUAUAUAUGUUACAUCCACAAUAUAGUUCACAAUCAAAUGGGCUUUACAUUCAAAGACUCAAAGCAUGCACUGAAAUCUGACCGUCUGCGAAAAGUCACUGAAAGACAACAGAUGACACACAUAUCCUAAAUUGAAAUCAGAUAAUUCACUGGAACCAUUUUGAGGCCUGUUUACAUGUAGCCUGAAUGAUCUGAUCACAGGUUUACAGGAAUGAAGGUAAAAGUGCACAAACACGGCUGUGACACAUCAAGGAUAUCUCCCAGUCCAUGAUUGGAGGCUGAUUUGUGUACUUUAAGUGUGUAUGCCUUUGUAGUCUGGGGUACACUGGAGGGCAAUUUAGUCUUCUAAAUAACCAGUUUAGUGACAGAGCACAGACCAGUUUCACUUCCUGAAUUAUGAGAAAAAACUAUUUUGGUAUGGUUAUGUUAUUAACAUUUAGUGAGGACAACACUCUCUGCUUAAAAAAUGAUUUACCAGCAGAUGGUAGUAGAGAGUGAAAAAUCACUUCAUUCAGCUGAUGGAGCUCAUCAUAGUAUUUGAUCAUUGAGGACUCAGCAAAAUAUACACGUAAGCAAAGAUUUGUUUCUUUCACCAACCAUUCCUAAGGUUCUUAAAACCGUCUCAGGCUGUUUUUGCCAAGAUUUCUCCAUUUCCCAAAAUUUUCUUAUAUAGGAAUUGUUUGCAAGACUCAAAAGCACUUUAAUGCACAGCUAAAGGCCAGUGUCUCAGUGAAAAAUUGCUAAACAUUGUGUCAGAUGAUCAGAUAUUAUGUUCCCUUAAUUUAGAACAUUUUUAUUAUAAAAAGACAUGUAGUUGAAGUUAACUUUUAUUUCAAUCAUGCAGUGUUUGGUUUAAACUGCAAAAUGCAAACACAGUGGUUAGAGUCAUUCAAAACCACCUGAUGAUAACUGUCAGUGCUGCUGAUAGUCUUGUUUCUCACUGUUGAUUUUACAGAUGGGAUGUAAAACCUGAACUCUGUUUGGAGAGACUGUUGCUAAAUAAUAUGCAGAUAGAUCAUCUCAUUACUAAUUCUUAAACAGAAGGUGACCAAUUACAUUUAUGAGUAAUUUUUUCACCAUCUGAUUUCAAUCUGUUUCAAGAUGGCCAGAUAAAAACUGCACAGUUUAAAUAACCCACAUGAAAGUAUGAAGCUCAUGUCAGGAACUUUGUGUCAAAUUUGGUGUCCUGUCUGAACAAGAUUGAUGCAAUAAAAUCUUGAAUGAUCGGGUCCUGGACAUGCAUAGUAGUAUUUUCUGAAUGAAUGAAUGAAUGAAUAAAUAAAUAAAUUCCCAUCUUGUCUUAAGUGUUUUUUUAAGGCCAUAUAAAGGCAUGGGUGGACCCUCUCGUUAAAGUGUAGGAUUCUGUGUCCACAAUUUUCAUUAGAAAGUAACAUUUGGAUUCAUUAAACGAUAGCACACUUUUCCACUCUGGUCGUCUUUUAUAGGCCCAGGCCUAAAGUUGCUUACAUUUCUGGAUCAUACAGUUCUGGUUUCCUCCUUGCAUGGUACAGUUUUAACCUGCAUUUGCAACAGAGAGGACAUACUGUUCUUACAUGUGCAUGCUUCAGUAGAUAAAAAUGUCCAUUUUGUGUUCAAUGCCUGAUUACUUCAUCCUCACUUUAUUUUUCCCUCCCUCAGAUACACCUCUGCCCACAUCGGGGUAACUCUCAGGCGAUCUCCGUCCCUCUCCGUCCAUGAACGUAACAAAAUCGUGGGCAUCCUUGUUGUCAUCACUGUCAACUUCAUGGUUGUAUUUGGACCUUACCACCUGGUGUGUGGAUACAGAUUUGUGUCCCUGCUGCUCACCGAUGAGCCAUGUGGAUUAGAGCGCUCCAUUUUUCUCAUCUAUCGCAUCUGCUACGGUCUGACCAGCCUCAACACCUUGCUGGAUCCUCUCUUCUACAUCUUUCUGUGUCCUGAUGCCCGGCUGGAGCUGCAAAAAUCUCUGCCUUGUUUGAGGAGGGGGCAAAACAAAAAGACAUCGCUUAGUACAAGAGCUCAGCCAGAAAACCAGAUAGAAGGUCAGAGUGGACAUAAUAACCCUCUCGCAAUGUAG